AUUCUUAACAUACAUUAAUUUACAUCACUGUAGAGAAGAUCCUCUUGUUGGCGCGAUGGCAGCAGCUCAACUCAAUGAUGAGUCGACGGAACCUGAAACCUACCUCGACGGCUAUGAUGAAGUGAUUCGAACUCUUCCAAGGAAAAAAGGUUGGUGGAGUGAUCUCCAACAGUAUAAAGGCUUUAGGCUAAGAUCUCCGGCUGUCGUUAAAGGUCUCAUGUUUAUCGAACAACACUUCAAGUCUCAGCCUGAAGAUAUCAUAUUAGCAAGCUAUCCGAAAUGCGGUACUACCUGGCUUAAAUCUUUGCUUUUCGCUACUAUUAAUCGACACGUUUUUAGUUCUUCUGAACACCCUUUGCUCUCCUCUAACCCUCACCAUCUUUUCGUUCUAUUGGAGUUCAUCCUAGAUGAAAACGAUGAAUUACAAGAGACUAUUGAUCUUGACUCUAUGCCGUCGCCUCGCCUUUUCGCUACGCACAUCCCUUAUACUCUGUUACCGGACUCUAUGACGGGUUCUGGGUGCAAAGUUGUUUACAUAUGUCGCGACCCGAAAGAUGUUUUUGUCUCAAAAUGGCACUUUGCUCAGAAGAUAAGGCCUAAAGAGAUGCCACCUCUUCCAUUUCGAGAAGCUUUUGAGAUGUUCUGUAAUGGAGUUUCGCACUUCGGACCGUUUUGGGAGCAUGUGUUGAGUUAUUGGAAAGCUAGCUUAGAAGCACCCGAUAAGGUACUGUUCUUGAAAUAUGAAGAACUAAAAAGAGAGCAUGUGGUUCAAGUUAUGAGAUUGGCUGAGUUUUUGGACAAGCCCUUUGCAGUGGAAGAGCAUAGUGUUGUGGAAGAAAUUAUAAAGUCAUGCAGUCUGAAGAAUCUGCGAAAUUUAGAGGCGAACGAAGGCAAAAAGUUCGAUCCAACGGCUAAAUAUCCGGAUUUCUUCAGGAAAGGUGAAGUUGGAGACUGGAGAAAUCACUUGACACCUGAAAUGGCAGAGAAAAUUGAUGGUAUUACAAUUGAGAAGCUGCAUGGCUCUGGUUUAACCUUUGCUCCUUCAUCAGUAACCGAGAAUAUUAUUGCAGCCGUCUGAUCCGGUUUCUAUGCUCUACCUCACUAUCAAUGUAUCAUUAAAAUAGAUUUUUUAUGUACUGUUUUCUCCUGUAAACCGUUGCAUUUUACUUUUCAGCUUGCUAUUAUGGUUGUUGCUUCUAUUUUAAUCAGCAAUUUCAAAGCAUUGUUAUCUAUCAAAAGAGCUAUUUUUUUGUU
Molecule: messenger RNA, 1254 nt
Organism: Mercurialis annua (annual mercury)
Lineage: Eukaryota; Viridiplantae; Streptophyta; Magnoliopsida; Malpighiales; Euphorbiaceae
Product: cytosolic sulfotransferase 12-like
Exons: 1
Coding region: 56-1078 (340 amino acids)
Biological process (GO): sulfation
Cellular component (GO): cytoplasm
Molecular function (GO): sulfotransferase activity
Source: RefSeq, a predicted model, not a curated record